UCGCUGCUCCCGCGGGGACGGUCCGGUGCUGGCAGCAUCUGCCCGGGCAGCGCGGCGGCGCCUCUCUCUCCCCAGCAGCCGCGGGAGCCUCCUCGAUGUGCGAGAGGAGGUGGGAGCUGCUCGCCGGCCAUCCCCGGGACUCGGCGCCCGCUCCAUGCAUCGCUGAGCCGAGCCGCCGCCAAGCCCGCUCCUGCUGCAGCCGCUAAUCUCCCCGGCCCGCCCCGCUCCCUCCCGGCCGGCUGCUGCUCGCCUCCCUGCCGCGCUGCCGGACCCGCGCCGUUUGCUUCCACUCUGGCUGCCAGCACCGCGUCUUCAUGAGCCCAGAGGAUGUCCGGGAAGCAUUACAAAGGGCCCGAAGUCAGCUGCUGUAUCAAAUAUUUUAUCUUUGGCUUCAAUGUCAUUUUCUGGUGUACUGAGAACAGAAUGGUGUGGGCCCAAGUUUGGAGGGAUAAGAUCCAAGCCAGGUAGCUCCACGGAAUCAUGCCAAUUUCUUCCCCCACCUCCUUCACUGAUGGCCUUGUGGGAAUUACAGACAGUCAAGAGCCCCACUGGGUUAUGGGCAGGCAUGGGGAGGAAUCUGGGAGAGGCAAUUGUCUCACUCUGAUGCAGACUUCAGGUCACCAUAAGUUUCUGGGCAUAGCAUUUCUUGGAAUUGGAUUGUGGGCAUGGAAUGAAAAAGGAGUGCUGUCCAAUAUCUCGUCCAUUACUGACCUGGGAGGCUUUGAUCCAGUUUGGCUCUUCCUUGUGGUAGGAGGAGUCAUGUUCAUUUUGGGAUUUGCAGGAUGCAUUGGAGCUUUGCGAGAAAAUACCUUCCUUCUCAAGUUUUUUUCUGUAUUCCUGGGAAUUAUUUUCUUCCUGGAGCUCACUGCUGGUGUUCUGGCAUUUGUUUUCAAAGACUGGAUCAAAGACCAGCUGUAUUUCUUUAUAAACAAUAACAUCAGAGCAUACAGAGAUGACAUUGAUUUGCAAAACCUUAUAGACUUCACACAGGAAUAUUGGCAGUGCUGUGGCGCCUUCGGAGCUGACGACUGGAACCUCAAUAUUUACUUCAAUUGCACGGAUUCCAACGCGAGUCGAGAGCGCUGUGGCGUGCCGUUUUCAUGCUGUACUAAAGAUCCUGCCGAGGAUGUCAUUAACACUCAGUGUGGCUACGAUGCCAGGCAAAAACCUGAGGUUGACCAGCAGAUUGUUAUCUACACUAAAGGAUGCGUCCCCCAAUUUGAGAAAUGGCUGCAGGACAAUCUUACUAUAGUUGCUGGCAUCUUCAUUGGGAUUGCGUUGUUGCAGAUAUUCGGGAUAUGCUUAGCCCAGAACUUGGUUAGUGACAUUGAGGCUGUCAGAGCCAGCUGGUAAAACUGCUGAAAUAACCGCCACAAGACACUGGACAACUGAAAACCUCCAAAAUCUCCAGUGUGUCACUCCGACACCAAGCUGUAUGGACAUGGGUGACAGGGAAGCCUUCUUUCCCAAGCGGUCUCAAGUCUACGCUGCUGGUACUGCAGUGAACCCUCGCUUCUUGGGGUUGGCUAAUGGGUGGGCUGUUUAAAAUCUGCGCUCACUGAUAAUUUUUUUUUUUUUUAAAUCACCAACAAGCUGUUGAGCCAUGAAUCUCUACUGUAUCCUUGCUUCUGAAUAACAGGUGGACACUCUCUUUUUUUAAUUGGUGUGUGUCAAUGGGACAGAGUUGCAUUGUGGUGUGUGGAUAUGCUGUUUAUUCUCCAUGUCAUGAGCUCUUUGAUAGCUGCCAAAUGUUCCUGAGAAGGUUUCUUUCUUCAGUACAUGCUGAAGGAACCAUCUUCUUGUUUUUCACAGCUAAACAUAGCUGCAGAUCUUUCUGAAACUAAACCCAUCAAACAGGAAACAACUUUCCACUCAUCAAUUGUACGUUUCAAGAAAUUGUUUUAAAAACUAGGAAAAACUUUUAUACAAGCGCUUCCAGACUUUCUGUCUGUAACAAUCUGUGGUUGGAAUCAGCAAGAUGGAAGGGAUAAUUAUCUAAAUUUUCCAGCAUCUUUCUUCGAGCAAGCAUGAGGUUUGGGGGGGGCUCAGGUGUAUAAUGUUAAAAAGAGAAUGAAAUAUAUGUUAACUUAAAAAAAAAAAAAAAAGUCAUGAAGUAGGUACCCAAAUACCCUGGCUAUAUCCAUUGAUUCUUUGGAAUUUGGCAUAACCUGAUGUAUUUGGGGCUGUCACUAAUAUUAAUGCUUUGUUAUAAUUGUACAAAAUUUCUUCUAAGGUGGUUCCUUGAUCCUUUUCUAGCUGAAGUUUUGAUUUUCAUUCUUUUGUUCGUUCUUUCAUUCUGACCUGCAUGAGCUAUGGAAUUAGAAUCGGAGAGACUUUGUUUUUAAAUCCCUGCAUGUGUUUCAGUAGGCUUCUAAUCCAAAUUUACUUAUUUAUUGGUCGAUGCACUUGAUUAUGGAAUGUUCCUAUCCCCUUGGCUUGGAAGGGGGAAAGGAGGACAGCUUUGCUAUAGUAAAUGCUUCCCGAGAGUCAGCAAUUUUUUUCAUUUGCUUAUCUGUGUGUGUUUCCCAUCCUGCCUCACUCUGUCUGAAUACAACAAAAUGCUUUCUUGAACCAAUAGAAUAAAAGGAUAUUUUUAACUAAGAAGAGUGUAUUGGGACCAACAGUGAGACUUUUGGUCCUUAAGAAAUGGAAGAAGCGAUAGAGUUUGGACUAUAGCACAAGUAUUGGAAGGGAAGGUAGAUCAAACUCCAGCUAGAUGUCUGUCAUCAGCUUUUAUUUCAGUAAUGGUGUGAUCGUGCACCUGAUGAUAACUUGGGUAGCCAGGGCACUUCAUAUACAUUUAGCUUGUUUUAUGGCCCUGCAUAGUGUCUGUGGGCCCAAUCGUGCCGGGGCUGACUGCCCUCAUCUCUCGCUUCCCUCAAGAAGUAGUUGCAGGUGCUGGGCAUCUAUCAGGAGGUGCGUUAGCAGCAUUCAGGACUGGCCCAAUGUGUCCCCUAAGAUGAAUAAGUUAAGUGCAGAAAAAGUGAACACACUUGGAUGCCAUUUUCUUUCAAAUCAGUAUACUAACCUCCCUUGUGAGAGAUGCAAUACACGAGUGUCUAUACACUUACACACGCUUUUUCUGCAUUCUGGUUGUGUGGAGACAACCUGCAUUUCUGCCCACAAAGGCUGGCAAUAUGCACCAUUAUUCAAUGGCUUGGAAGAGCUGAGCAGUGCAGUUGCACUCUUGUCUUUUAUUUGGUGUUACCUCAAUCUCCAGUGAGCUCCACCUGGCCUGUAGCCGGCAGCAUCCACACCCUUUGGCGUGUGCAGUUAAAGACCAACGGCAACUUCAAAGGACUUUUUUAAACUUUGAAAGUGUUUAUAAUACAUUAUCCUUAAUAAAGGUGGUUCAAUCUCAUCAGAGUGUUACGUUUUUCUUUGCCACUCCUCUUAACUUGGGGAGCUAUUGUUCAUUUACCCUCAAGGGAGCACAAUAUUUUGCCUGAUGGCAACAGAAUGGAAAGUUUAUUGAGCUAAAGAUGCUACCACUUUGUUUUGUAGAAUGGUGCGGUGUGGAGAGAUCAGAGAAGCAGCAUUCAGGAAAUACACCCCUCUCGCCCUAGUGAGAGCAUUGAUUACGAACCAGCGCUUUGAUUUUAAAAGUCCACAUUACAGAAUCCUGGUUGCCAUUGAUCUUUAAUGCUGCUGCUGCUUCUGCUGCUAUAGGCUUCUGAAGACAACUUCCAUUCUUCUACUUGAAUUUCCACAGUCGUACUGUAAUUGACUUUUGUCUUCUCCUGCCGGUUCUCGUAGUUUCCUUCUCCUAUUGCAAAGUCACAGUUCUGGGAAAUGCCAGCAGCAGAGUAUUGUGCUGAUAGGAAGGGAAUUGCUCUUCAAAAGGGGGAGACUUUGUUCUCGUGACUUUCAGGUGCAUAUGCAGAAAAUGUACAAAGCUUCCUCUAGGUCCCCGAGUGACUGCUGUUUUAAGAACCACUAAAGAACAAUCUUUAUUUUUCUACAACCCUUUGUUGCUGCGAAUACUAAUCCUGCUGUUUAAGAUGGUUUUGUUGUUGUGUUUUCCCUUCCCAUUUUUGCAGUCAUUUGUGGUCAAGCCACAUUGAAUGUUCAGAACCAGCUGCCUGUGCUGCAUGUUCAAAGCCCACAUGUGUAUGCAGGGAAUGUGUAAUAGUGGCUACAGCUACACUCUGAGAUUGGGGUGUGAAUGUGAUAUCCCUGCUUGUGCGAUCACCCAGUUAGUGCGACUAUAAACAGCAGCAUAGCUGUAAUAGCACAGGUGACAGCUACUGCAGCUAUGCUGGUAUUUCUACUCCUUCUAGCUGGAUGAUAGCUAGUGCAAGCAUGUCUACAUGAUCGGGGAAUCCCCCCUCCCCCAGCUUUCAGUGGAGACAUAGCCUAAGAGUGCCCACUUCCAUGUGGAAUUUAGGAGGGCAGUUUGGAAAACCAUGCGAGGCCUUGGCACCUGAUCUAUUUGACACAGAACUGACCAAAUGCAAACCAUAUUUCUCCUGGAAAGUUCCAUUAAAACUUCAGGUGGGUCACAAACAGACCAUGGAUGCUGGCAAAAUAGGCUUAACUUCCAGCAGGGUCUUGUUAAAGCAAUAAGAUACAGUAGGUAUUAUAUUUCUGGGCAAUUUCUAGUAUGCCUCAGGUGGUAGUAUUAGGUGCAAGUCUGAGGGCCAUUUUAACCAGCCACAAAGUGCAGUAGCUGCUCCAGAAUACGUCGCCAGUCAGCUUUCUGGUAGCCUCUUACGGAGUGAAAUGUUUGCAUGUGCGAGGUGUUAUAUGCGUGGCUAUGGCAUUAGCUGACAGCUGGUCUGAAAGCUUCAGCUGUGUCCAGAGUUCUAAAGCCAUUCCAGAGUUCAGAUACACACACUCACUCUGGCUGAUCUAACCUCUAAUCACUCUGCCCAGAUUCUUAGACCCUUUUGUUGCUGAACACCCUCUUUUAAAAAAUAACAAUUUGCGAUGUCUUACAUGACCAAAUUUCUGUGUUUCAGCCUGCACUUUUCUCUUGUUGGUUUGAGACCCAUAAUAUCGACUGUGGCUCUUGGAGUUUGAAGUGGUGGAGAUUGUUGCUUACAUGUUCUCUGUCCUCUAAACCUUCACCUUCCUUUCCUUUCCGAGAGAUGCUAAUUGUAGUGAAUCAGGAGACAGAACCUGGUUUGGUAGGUUCUGGUGUGUAAAUAGUAGCAUGCAAAUGAAAUGGUUCUUGCACAUGGCUGCUAUUCAUCGUAAAUAUGUAUUUAUACUCAUGACAGAUAUACAAUGUGAGAGUUUGCUGAUCAAAAUUAAAGAGAAUGGUCACUUAAGCUUUACAUAUCAAUUGGUUUGAGCCAGAAAUGCUUUAAUUGCCUGCCAUCUAGUGUCUACCAUGUAGAACUACAGCUGUCCUGUGUGUUGUGAAGGUGGAGCAGCUUUCCAUUCUCUCUGUGCUGCCUGCUUAGGAUCUGAAAAGGUAUUGACUGUAAAAUCUAGGGGUGAAAUUCAACCCUGGCUGAACUCACGGGGAGUUGACACCCCUCAUGCCAGGACUAAAUUUGGUGCUCGGUCUUGACUUGGCGUGGUCCUAAAAUGAACCUGCGUUUUCACUUCUUCAGAAAUGUCCUGGAUAGAAUUGGUUCCAAUUACCAAAGACAAAUAAGAGAGCCUCUGAAUGCAAACGUUGGGGUCCGUUCCCCCUCCUUGCUAGGCGUAUACUUUUUUGGAGUAAUGCUAAUGACACAUCCAAUUCAUAUUGCAUUGAAAGGAGAAUUGAUCCUCGUCUGUUUAAGGCACAAUCCAGGUUCCCAACCCUCAUAUCCUCCUUUUUGUCUGCCAAAAUUAUUGCAAAUAUUAAUUUGAGUCUCAUUAACCCAGUAGGCUGAAGUUGUCUAAACUAGGCCACUGCUGGUAAGUUUUGUUUCCUAAAAGCCAUUUAGCUGUCAACUUUUAAUGCUUAGAAAGAAAGAGUUCACAUCUCUAAUAAUAUGCAGUGUAAAAAUAGUCAUUGUGACUUGUAAUAUACACCAACCUGGUGAUCAACAGUAUAGCAUCAUUAGUCUUUUUUGUUUUGCAGUACGAAUGUCAGCAACAAGCUCCAUCCAUGUGUCUCCAUAUGCAUUCUGUGUGCAUAGUAGAGAUGGGCCUGAACCAAAACCAUGAUCUGAUCAUCCCAAGCUUUGGGGAGAUUGGGAUCUGGACCCAAAAUUUGUGACUCAGUCCUGUCUCUGGUAUGUAACACCAAUCUAGUUCAUGGAGAAUCUCUCUCCUCAAAUCAUCAUAGGGUACAAUGAAGGUUAUUCGUUGUAUUUACCUUUGUGUAAUGUUUCUUUUUAUCUGAAUGUAUUCUCUUGUGUUGCUUUUUUGUUUUUAAAUCUGUGAGUUGCAAAAUUGAUUGUAAAAGCCAAUUACACUUAUUGAUUGAAAGUAUUGCUAUAACAGAACUGCAUGCUGGUAGAGUUUGACUUGAGCUUUAGUUGUCUGUUUUCCAACUGGUCAUCUUCAGUCUGGAAGAAAUGCCUAGUUCAGGUGCAUAUGUAUUGCUUAUAUUUGUCAUCUUUAGCAUUAGAAUGUGGUGAUUUCAAAGGAUGUAACUGGACUAUACUUUGGAAGUUAACACAACUUCUUGGUAAUUCAUUUUAAGCUAUUGAAAGUGGUCUUGAUCAUGCUAUUUGUGUUUUUUAAUAGGUGCAUUUUUAGGAAUGUUUUAAUACAUUAAUGAUGGACAAUAGUUUUAAUAGUUGUGCAGUAUUCUGUAUUUACUUGAAGUAAAUCAUUUUAUAUGCAAUUUGUUAGAUAAUUACAAUUUUAUAAAUAAAAUUGUGUGAAGUACUGGUGAA
Messenger RNA from Caretta caretta (loggerhead turtle), 6782 nucleotides. It is a transcript of the gene TSPAN5, whose product is annotated as tetraspanin 5. The record is from RefSeq and is a predicted model, not a curated record. Lineage: Eukaryota; Metazoa; Chordata; Testudines; Cheloniidae. Gene Ontology annotation, cellular component: plasma membrane.